AAAAUUAUAACUAUUAGUUCUACUACUAGUACGUUCUUUUCUUUUCCCUCAUUCGAUGCACUAUAUAUGUAGGUGGCUUUACAUGUGAAGACUUGCCUAUGGAUUUUUGCACAUUUUCUGUUUCUGCUUCGGGAAACCGAUGCUGGUUAGAGAAUAACCUCAAAGAUGGUAUCAUGGAAUACCAAUGUAUAUCAUCUGAGACGGUUGUUGAAGACAACAAGCUUCAUGGAUAUAUUGAGAAUGAGGAAUGCGUUAGUGCAUGUGGAGUCGAUAGGCUCACUAUUGGUAUCUCAUCAGAUUUCAUCUUCAUGUCUGACUUUACUACCAAACUUUGCUCUACUGAUUGUUACAACACAUGUUUCAACAUUGUUGAUCUCUACACUAAUUCGGCUUUGACCGAAGGUAUAUAUUUGUCGGAUGUAUGUGAGCCAAAGACUUCUGAGCCAGAGAAGUCCGAGCUGUCCGAGCCAAAAACUUCUGAGCCAAAGAAUUCCGAACCAAGGAAAUUUGAGCCAAAGACUUCCGUGCCAAAAAAUUCUAAGCCAAAUACUUCCGAGCCAAAGAAGUCCGAGCCAAAUUGAUGCGGGAGAUGCGAGAAAAUUAUUAUUUAAUAUUAUUUAUGUUCACAAGUCAAUUGUAUUUUUAUGUUUUAGGUCCUAGUAGUUUAUUGGGCUAUUAGUAUUUUAAUUUGGGAAGCAAUGUUAUUUUUGUAAUAAGAGAAUUAGGGUUUCCUAACCAAUUAGAACUAGAGUUUAGCAAUCCUUUAUAAGCAACCUAUUGUACUUCUUGAGGAGGUAGUUGAUAUUAUGAUGAAUGAAAAAAUGGCUGUUUGGUC
Messenger RNA from Quercus robur (English oak), 835 nucleotides. RefSeq lists its product as uncharacterized. The record is from RefSeq and is a predicted model, not a curated record. The coding region runs from base 99 to 581 and encodes 160 amino acids. The transcript is spliced from 2 exons. Lineage: Eukaryota; Viridiplantae; Streptophyta; Magnoliopsida; Fagales; Fagaceae.